GUAAUAAUGUUCAAUAAGAAAUCAUUAAAUGCAGAAGAACAUCCAGGACAUAUCUCCUCCAACAAGGAAGCAAGUAAAAGAGAGCGGAAAUAUCCUACUUGUUCAAAGGACUGGCACCAGCUUGGACAAAACUGCUAUCAUUUCUCAAAAAACCAUACCUUUUGGAAAGAAUGUGAUGGUUAUUGCACUAAUUUAAACUCAACAUUUAUUAAAGUGGAUACUACAGAUGAGAUGGAUUUUUUUAUGAAAUUGGUGAAGAUGCAAUAUUCUCCCUAUCAAAAGGUCUUUAUCAGUUUAUACUACAACAGCACACAAUCAAAGUGGUUUUUGUUCGAUGGUACAGAUUUUACCAAAAGCAGCUUUAAAAUUGGAGAACUUGCUGGAACUGGUUAUAAAUGCACAUAUAUAAUGGAUGACCACGUACGUGCUGAUGAGUGCCAAAAUUAUGGCUAUUGUACCUGCAAGAAGACAAUUUACUAAGAUCAUAUAAAUACAUAGGAAAGAAAAA
This is a messenger RNA of Talpa occidentalis (Iberian mole), 508 nucleotides long. RefSeq names its product C-type lectin domain family 1 member A-like. The record is from RefSeq and is a predicted model, not a curated record. The coding region runs from base 7 to 480 and encodes 157 amino acids. Gene Ontology annotation, biological process: cellular response to molecule of fungal origin. The transcript is spliced from 5 exons. NCBI's taxonomy places the organism in Eukaryota, Metazoa, Chordata, Mammalia, Eulipotyphla, Talpidae. Gene Ontology annotation, molecular function: (1->3)-beta-D-glucan binding.